Messenger RNA from Meloidogyne enterolobii, 287 nucleotides. Lineage: Eukaryota; Metazoa; Nematoda; Chromadorea; Rhabditida; Meloidogynidae. The record is from the annotation of a GenBank genome assembly.
CAACAACAACAAUUUAAUUUUAAACAAAAACAACGAAAAAGGAAACAACAAAAGAAUGGCAGAAUCUGCCUCGAGUGCCUCCUCCUCUUUAGAAGGAAAAAUUGGAACAACAAUUGUACAAAGAGCCCCAAGCAGUCCAGCAAUUUCUGGACGUAUUCCAAUUCCCCUUCAACCAAAUUAUCCAAAAGCAAGAGGCCUUGUUGGAGGGGGAAUAAUUGGUGGAGGUGGAAGCAGAAAAUGAAUAAAUUGGAGAGAAAGGAGAUUUGGGAAUAUUUUAAGGUGAAAAU